Messenger RNA from Strongylus vulgaris, 237 nucleotides. Lineage: Eukaryota; Metazoa; Nematoda; Chromadorea; Rhabditida; Strongylidae. The record is from the annotation of a GenBank genome assembly.
CCACCAGGGAAGCCAGGACCAGCUGGACCAGAUGGGCCGGCUGGACCGCCAGGAGCGCCGGGAGCCCCAGGACCCGAUGGUGCCUAUUGUCCUUGUCCUCCUAGAAGCGUUGCGCUACAGCAGGCGAAGAGCAUGGCCGUAAGCAGCUAUUCUGCCAGCGGUAAUGACGUUUACAAGCGUUUCGCAAGGGAGCAGCCGAACACGAAACGCACAGAGCAGACGGCUGAACAAAGUUAG